Molecule: messenger RNA, 1724 nt
Organism: Jaculus jaculus (lesser Egyptian jerboa)
Lineage: Eukaryota; Metazoa; Chordata; Mammalia; Rodentia; Dipodidae
Gene: Eva1a
Product: eva-1 homolog A, regulator of programmed cell death
Exons: 4
Coding region: 501-974 (157 amino acids)
Source: RefSeq, a predicted model, not a curated record
GGCAGGUCCGGAGCCCGGGGCGGAGGAGGGGGGAACGAAGGAAAUGAGACAACCUUUUCCUCCCACGGACUCGGACUCCUCCAGAGUUUGCGGAACUCGGCGCGGCCACCCGUGAGCUCCCGGACCGGGACUCCACGUUCCAGCACAGUCCCGAUCCCGGUGGGCUGCUUCGAUUACUACCCGAGAACCGCGACCCCAGAGCUGCACUCGUGGUGUUUCCCCGGCGAUCCGCUCCACUCCUCUCGGGAUCAGGACUCGGCCCCGUGCACCGGAGCGCAUCCCCGGCAGUGCGCGCCCGCGGUCCUGCGAAGAAUCUGAGAAGCAAACCAGAGCCAACCAAGUUUAGAACCUUGACAGGCUGAAACCAGCACCACCAAAGAUGACCCAUCCUUACCAGAUAUUUCUCUGUUCCUGACAGCAAACCUCUCCCCAGAGACUGGAGGGAGAGAGUGGCCACACUGAUUCAGCAGAAGUCUUUCUAGGUCUCCUCUGGAUGACGUAUGAGGCUGACCUCCUACCCCAGCGUGGAGCCCGUGACCACGGAGCCCUCAGAGAUGGCUCUGCUCAGCAGCAUCCUAGCGGCCUGCUCCUUUGUCUCAGAAAACCCUGAGCGAGCGGCCCUGUACUUCGUGUCAGGCGUGUGCCUCGGGCUGCUCCUGACCUUGGCCGCCCUGGUGAUGCGGAUCUCUUGCCACACAGACUGCAGGCGGCACCCACAGGGGAAGUGCUUGCGGGACCGAGACUGCAGCAGCGACAGCAGUGACAGCGAGGACGGCAGCGAGGACACUGCGUCUGACAUGUCGGUGCGGAGACACCGGCGCUUCGAGAGGACUUUGAAUAAGAACGUGUUCACGUCGGCCGAGGAGCUGGAGCGUGCGCAGCGGCUGGAGGAGCGCGAGCGCAUCAUCCGCGAGAUCUGGAUGAAUGGGCAGCCCGAGGUGCCCGCCGCACGCAGCCUCAACCGCUACUACUAGGGUGCAGUGGGGGCUCCAGGGACCCAGGGUUGGGGACUUGCAACGCGGUUCUACAGAGAGACACGGGACAAGGACGGAUUCCGCAUGCAGACUCUUGUUAGUCCUCCCAGGCCUUGCACCCAAGUGGGCUCGCCUACCCUUCCAGGUCUUGGAAUGGAGCUGAAACCACGUUUUCGGCCAUGGCAUGGGGGUCUGAGACCUGGGAAGGGACUUCUGUCCAUUUCUGAGGCUCUCAGAAUCUUGUGCAGACUCCUUUACAUAAGUAUGCGAGCUGGGAAUAUCAGGGUGAAUUUAACCCAGGAAAUGCGAUUUUCUAAACGACUCCAUACUGUGGAGGCGAUUAUCAGAUAGUGUGAUCUAUGCUUCCUAUUUAAGACUAAUUUUUUUUUAAUCUUAAAUUGCAAAGGCAACCCCUGCAUUUUACUGGCGCCUCAGGGAUUAAAAUCCUAUUUUAGUGUAGUUCCCACCUCAUUCAUGACAAUGGAUAGAAUUAACUGUAUUGUGGGAGAUGUGUCAGUUUAUUGGGAUGUGACAUUCUCAAAGGAUGAAGUUUUUUUUUUUUUAAUUUUGAAUAGUUUAUCAAAUAUAUGUAUUGACAUGUAUUUGUGGAAAUGUUGCAGUAAAAGUGAGAGAUUUCUCCUAACGCCUGAGAAUCAUGAGUUUUAAUAUUUUGUUUCAGAAAGUUUCUAUUGAAUGGAAAUUGGAGGUGAGGAUUAAAGACAAAAUUAGAAUGGGAUUUAACAUGUUUCA